Messenger RNA from Centruroides sculpturatus (bark scorpion), 1048 nucleotides. RefSeq lists its product as uncharacterized. NCBI's taxonomy places the organism in Eukaryota, Metazoa, Arthropoda, Arachnida, Scorpiones, Buthidae. The coding region runs from base 146 to 592 and encodes 148 amino acids. The transcript has 4 exons. The record is from RefSeq and is a predicted model, not a curated record.
UUAAUAUUGAUGAUGAUUUUCAGAAGCAGACAUUUUACAUACAGAGGAAUUUCAGUUUAAUAUUGAGAAUUCAGAUUCGAGGAGUGAUUCACAAUCUAUUGUUUGUUCUCCAUCUUAUCAUUCUCUUUGUUCUGAGAAUUUUCCAAUGCAAGAAAGUCCUUACAGAAGUGAUCAUGUACGAGCGAAAAUUGUGUGGACUAGAGAGGGAAGAUUAAAAGAAAAAAAUAUGGGAUCUACUAGUAGUUCUAUCGCACCAAGUAAUGAUAAACAGAUGCUUCAAACAACAGCACAAGAAGAAGAAUUAUGUAAAGCCUUAUUUGCUGGAACAACUAACAUGAAUGAAGCAGCUCAAAAGGUAAAAUCAAAAGAAGACAGAAGAUUGAUGUUUAAGAAAUCAUUAAAUGUCAGUGAAGUGAAAGAAAUGGAUGACGUUUCAAGUGAUAUUAAAUAUCACGAUGCUAAAUUAACUGGAUCGGAAGAAGAUAAUUUAAUUGCACAAGUGUUAAGACAGAGAAAAACAGAGGAUUCAUCCGAAUUAUCGGUAAAAAAUGACGAUAAAUCAGUUCAAGAUGGUGACGGUGCCAAAUCUUGAGGAGCUGAUAAAGAAAAAAUGGAUUCAUUUUUCUACCCAGUGAUUUCUUUUUAAUUAUAAUAUAGUAAUUUAUGAACUAUCAAAUAAAAAUUUCAUAAUUGUAAACAAUUUUCAUAAUGUGUGUUAUAUGUGACAACUUUGUCUGAUUUCAUCCAUCGUAGAAUUAAAUGAUCAAAGUAUUUUUAAAAUUGUAUUUGACUUUUAAACUGAAAUUCUUUUUUACAAUUGUAAACUCAUUGAACUUAAUUUCAAUAAAACUAGAAAAUUGCUAAAAAAUUCAUUCUCAAAAUGCUUUUAUUUAGAAUUAUUAUUUUUGUGGCUGUUUAAUAUCUCCCACUUAAGUGUGUGAAGGUUCAGUUCUCUCGAGAAAAAAGUUACUGACGUCAGGCAUCCCGACGUUUCUUAAACGUUAGUCAAUCUAUCGUGGAAUAAUGAAAGGGGAUCCCCAUAGCUCCA